AUGAUGCGUCUGUGGGCUUUACUGCACUUUGUCACGGUGGUGUUUGUGUACCGAGCCGUGGCUCAGUAUUCCAGCGAUCAAUGUAGCUGGCGAGGAAGUGGUUUGAGUCACGAGUCGCAUCGCAGAGAUGUGGAGCAGGUCUACCUUCGUUGUUCCCAGGGUUUGCUGGAGUGGCUUUACCCGACCGGCGCCGUCAUCGUAAACCUGCGACCAAACACAGAACCCUCGCCGGCAAACCUGGCUGGUCUCCAUGUGUGCAUCAAACCCCAGCCUCACUCACAGGGUUCUCAUUUGUACUUGGAUCGAAGUGGUGAUUUGAGGCUACUGAUAGCCGAAAGCGAACAGCCCCAGCAGAAAAUCCAUUGUUUCGGAAUCACCGACGGAGCUCUCUUUGUUGAAGCCAUCCCCAAGGCAGACAUCAGUCGCAGGAUAACUGCUUUCCGGUAUGAACUGGUGUCCAGCCGAAGUCCUGGGGCCCAUUUGUACCCGCACCUUCACCCUGGUCUUGUCACAUGUGAACCAUGCUCGGAUGAAGAAGUCCUCAUGGCGGUCUGCACCAGUGACUUUGCAGGAAGCGGCUACUUUGAAGCCCAGCCAUCAUUCGCCACCGACAAACACUCCCAAGCCGUGCUGACUUUGAGUCGCCUCUUCCGCCAGAAGAACGCCAUAUUUGCUAGCGGUGGAGCCAAAGCGCGACGUUGGACAGGGCGGGUCAACGUUCCCACAAAGUGCGGCGUUCCCCACGGCGGAGAUAAAUACCUUUUGACCGGCUCGGUCCAUUUCGGAGAAGCUUGGCUCGGCUGCGCCCCUCGUUACAAAGACUUUGUGAAGCUUUAUAGCGAUGCAAGGAGAGCGGGUAGCAACCCUUGUCAAGUUAACACUGACUGA
Nerophis lumbriciformis (worm pipefish) is the source of this 888-nucleotide messenger RNA. The record is from RefSeq and is a predicted model, not a curated record. NCBI's taxonomy places the organism in Eukaryota, Metazoa, Chordata, Actinopteri, Syngnathiformes, Syngnathidae.